This is a messenger RNA of Closterium sp. Naga37s-1, 525 nucleotides long. Lineage: Eukaryota; Viridiplantae; Streptophyta; Zygnematophyceae; Desmidiales; Closteriaceae. The record is from the annotation of a GenBank genome assembly.
AUGGCUGCAAAGUUAGUCUGCACUUUCUCUCUGCUUGUCGUCGCGCUCCUGAGCCCGUCGUUGGCAGUUGACGCUGCUCGCCCGUACUGCCGUUUCGAUGGGAAGCUGGUGGUGAGCAACCUGAUGAGGGAAUUGAAGGCGGCCAAAAACUACACCACCUUUCUCGACGGACUGAAAACAGCAGACCCGCGCAUGUCGCGCGUGGCGAACGUGUCAUCUGUCACUCAAACACGUGUACCUAUAUUUAUUCAAAUUACCCCCACCAUCCCUUGUCCCUCCCAACAGUUCCUGUCUGCGGCUGAUUCGUGCAAGGCGUAUCUGGUGAAGGUCUCAGCUGCUGGGGUCAAGCCAGUUGAGCUCAAGGCUGCGGACGGUGCGGACGAAGCUUCCGUGGUGGCUCCCGACGUCAUCUCGCUGCGAGUGGUGCAGGUGCAUGGCGUGGAUGACGUCAUCCUGCCCAAGACUCUGAGCAAGGGCGACGAUGACAGCCUCAAGCCCCGCAAGUGCACCGCCUGGGCCGCUUAG